AUGGGCGGCGAUCUGAACCUGAAGAAAUCAUGGCAUCCAUCGCUGCUCAAGAACCAAGAGCGCGUAUGGGCUCAAGAGAAGCGCGCGCUCGAGGAGCGCAAGCAGAUCGAUCAGCUCCGACGCGAAAGAGAAGAAGAACGCCAAAUUCAAGAACUCCAGCGCCUCCAAGAAGCCUCCGGUAAGACGAAGCUGCAGAACCGCGUCGACUGGAUGUACCAAGCCCCCUCCAGCGCCACCGGCCACUACUCCGAAGAGAUGGAGGGAUACCUGCUAGGAAAGCGACGGAUUGAUGGAGUCUUGCUCAAGAACGACGCCGAGACUAAGAAGCUGGAGAAGGGGUCGGAAGUUGUGGGCAAUGAUGCUGCGGCGGCCGGUCCAUCUGUUGGGUCGGCGCGCGAUACCAUGUCGAAGGUUAUGGCAGACCCGCUCCUUGAAGUCAAGAAGAGGGAACAAGCGGCCUACGAGGCGAUGGUCAAGGAAGCGAUGAGGCGCAAGGAACGGGAGGAGAAGCGUGCUCAGGCAGGAGACGGUGCUCGCGAGCGCGGAAAAGACCGUGAUCGUCGCCAUCGAGACCACGACUCCAAGCGCAGACGGUACAGUGAUGAUGCGGCUUAUGAGCGCCGCGAUAGACACCACCAUCGGUCAUCUCCUCGUCGGCACCGAUCCAGAUCUCCACACCGCAGGCAUAGGAGUGAGCGCGAGCGUGAGCACCGUGACGAUGAACGCCGUGAAGAUAACCGUGAUCGGCGGAGUGAUGACACCAGAUCUCGUCGGGAUGACAGGGACCGUGGCCGAGACCGUCGCGACCAGGACAAGAGAGAUUCAUAUUCCCGACAGGCUCGCGAUGACAGACGUGACCGGGACCGCAAAGGUGACCGCUCAUCUCGUCGAUACUCUCGAUCACCUCGUCCGUCUGGAGACCGCAACGAACGCCCCCCUCCCACCGAGGACCGUCGCCGAGACUUCGCCCGCCGUGAGUUUAAUAUCCGACGGGACUCUGGUCGUGACAACGGUGCACCUCCUGCUCGUCCACCAGCCAACAAGCCUGAUCCCAAGGAGGUUGAGGAAGAACGACGUCGCAAGCUGGCAGAGAUGCAAUCCAAUGCCUCUGAUAUGGAGGUAGACCGACGCCAGCGGAUCACGGAUAUCACCGCGAAGGAGGGACAGCAGCAAGAAGCCGAUGAUCGUCAGCGUUCAGAUCGGGGCAGGUUCAUGUCUGAUAUGCAUAAGCGAGUGCAAGAGGAUAGUCUCGAUGAGCGUAUUCGUCGUUCUCGUGGUGGACUUGAGCGCAUGGAGGAGGAUUGA
This is a messenger RNA of Penicillium antarcticum, 1305 nucleotides long. It is a transcript of the gene cwc25, whose product is annotated as U2-type spliceosomal complex subunit CWC25. Gene Ontology annotation, biological process: mRNA splicing, via spliceosome. Lineage: Eukaryota; Fungi; Ascomycota; Eurotiomycetes; Eurotiales; Aspergillaceae. The transcript has 2 exons. The record is from RefSeq and is a predicted model, not a curated record. Bases 1 to 1305 code for a protein of 434 amino acids. Gene Ontology annotation, cellular component: U2-type spliceosomal complex.